Molecule: messenger RNA, 1891 nt
Organism: Bipolaris sorokiniana ND90Pr
Lineage: Eukaryota; Fungi; Ascomycota; Dothideomycetes; Pleosporales; Pleosporaceae
Exons: 2
Coding region: 139-1605 (488 amino acids)
Biological process (GO): proteolysis
Cellular component (GO): fungal-type vacuole
Molecular function (GO): serine-type carboxypeptidase activity
Source: RefSeq, a predicted model, not a curated record
CUACGGAUAUCUGACAUUCUCCAGCUUCAUACAGCUGUUCAAUCUCUUGCAAUACUGAUUUGUCACGUGUCAUUGCUCUGUUUUCAUUCUGUGCUGAAUCGAGCAUCCAUCGCAGUACCGCGAGGGUGUACAUCAAUCAUGAAGCUUUCUAUUGCUAGUUUGCUUGCCGCGACUGUCCCUGCCACCUCAUUUUCACAGGUGCCAUUCCAAGAGACACCCGAUGUUGAAGGUUUCCAGUUGUACCAGAGUCAGUUCUCCGAACACCAUGCCAUCCGCGUCAGAGAGCAGCAAGACGACACGAUUUGCAACGCUCACGGUAAACAAUAUACUGGUUGGCUAGAUGUCGGCUCAAAACAUAUCUUCUUCUGGUACUUUGAAUCACAAAGAAAGCCGUCCGAAGAUCCGCUGUUGUUAUGGUUGAGUGGAGGCCCAGGUGCGUCUGGCAUGCUUGGAAUGAUGGGUGAGUUGGGACCAUGCAUGAUCAAUGAACACGGUAAUGGCACUGUCUUCAACGAAUACGGGUGGAGCAAGAAUGCCAAUAUUAUCUUCGUCGACCAGCCGGCUGGCGUGGGCUUCAGCUAUGUUGACCCAGGCGUCCCGCUUCCGGCUACGAGCUUCACAGCGGCUGAAGACAUGCAUCAUUUCCUGCAGCUGUUCACCAGCGAUGUCUUCCCAAGCCUUUCCGGAAGAGACUUCCAUAUCACUGGAGAAAGCUAUGCCGGCCACUAUGUUCCGGCACUCGGCGCGCAGAUUGUGUCUCAGAACCUCCUGUACCCAAAGCGACCGCAAGUCAACCUGAAAUCAACAUUCACCGGCAAUGCAUAUGUCUCGCCCAAAGAUACUACUUUUGGCUAUUGGGAGACUCUUUGCACAAUGAAUCCCGGUGUUGAGAAUCCCGUGUUCAACCAGACACGCUGCGAUAUCAUGGCAGCAAACCUACCUCGCUGCAUGGAACUCACUCAAAUCUGUUAUGACCACCCGGAUCCAGCCAUAUGCAUCGCUGCUGAGACAGUAUGCGACGAGGGUGUCAUACAAUACUACGACGGCGAGUCUGGCGAAGGUGGUCGCAAUCGCUACGACAUCACAGACGGGUGCGAGACGAAGGACGAAUUGUGCUACCCUGAGAUCCCGAGGAUACAAAAGUAUCUCAAUCUUCCAUCAGUUCGACAAGCUCUUAACGUGCCUAAAGCUGCGGGCAACUACUCAGUCCUAUCUCUGGACAUUACAUGGGCCUUUGCUCUGACUGGGGAUGGUGUUCAGAGCACACAGCCACAAGUUUUGUACCUUCUUGAGCAUGGUAUCGACGUGCUUUUCUACCAAUGCAACCUUGAUCUUGCGUGUAAUACUGCGGGAAACCUGCAGUGGGCCAACACAAUGCAAUGGAAAGGCCAGCCAGCGUUUGUUGCACAACCGAAGAGAAUGUGGAAGAACGAUGGAGAAGAAGUAGGGUGGUUCAAGGAGGUAAGGACCAAGACCGCAAGCGGCAGGGAGACGACCUUUGCUUUUACAACGGUAAAUAGAGCGGGGCAUCUUGUUCCAUUUGACAAGCCCAAGGAGGCGUUGGCCCUCGUAGACAGAUGGUUGGAGAAGCGGAGCUUUGCCUGAGUGUCGCGUGUAUUGAUUGUAGUAGUUGCCAUGUUCCAAAUUGCGCUUGCCCGAAAAUUGUAUGUAAUCGCAUGUUACACAGUAUGCAAAUGUGGUAGUGGUCUGUAGCUGGUGACAGACAUGGUGGUUAGCUGGUUUGCAGAGAUGGGUUGAUGUGGGUAAAAUGACGAAAGCGAGCUCCUUCACCAGUGCGCAAUCGCAGCAAGCUCGGGAUAAGCACACGACAACCCCAGCUCCGUGAUCGCUAUACUGUAUGCAAAUUUACAAUGCAGGCACCACAUCGGCC